Diaporthe citri is the source of this 1959-nucleotide messenger RNA. RefSeq lists its product as uncharacterized. The record is from RefSeq and is a predicted model, not a curated record. The coding region runs from base 1 to 1959 and encodes 652 amino acids. Gene Ontology annotation, molecular function: protein binding. NCBI's taxonomy places the organism in Eukaryota, Fungi, Ascomycota, Sordariomycetes, Diaporthales, Diaporthaceae. The transcript has 3 exons.
AUGGCAGCCAAACUCCUUCGAGCUUUUGAUGUCGCCAGCUCCGACGCCAGGGAGCAAAUUAUCCUUGGUAUUGCUGAGCGCCUGAGUGAUGACGAGCUUCAAUGCUUCCAAACCGCUCUUCAACGGUUGGAGCGUAGAUUUGACGUUCUCUGCGGCGUCUCCAAGUCCUCUGGGGCCAAUUUGCCACACGAGAUCCAGCUUCAGAUCGUCGACCUGCUCGACAUUACAGACAUCUACUACUGCACCAAUGUCUGCCGCAGAUGGAGAGGUCUGCUCCUGCAGUGCGAGCAGUUGACCGAUGACCUGCUAAAGAAGUUUACGUGCGGAUUCCUCAAGGGGUCCGAUGGAAUUUUCCCCGUGGAUCGCGUCGAGGGCCUUCAGCGAGGCCGCACAUUCCAGGACCUCACCUGCUCUGCAUCCCGACACAUCCCGCCACCGGUUUCUGCAACGGCACGGAUCGAGGCGCUCCGCCAAGCCGGACCAGCAUCUAGAUUAGGAUUUCCGACCUCAGGCCCUACCGUGAGCAAGUAUCUCUACGCUGAUGGCCGCCUUGCUUGGCAAUUGUCGCCGGCCCCUGGCGAAUGGGUGAACUCGAUACUCGUGCACGAUUUUCAUGCACAUAGGCGGUGGGAUCUUUCUCUGCCCUCUAUGCGGACCCAAGGAAUCAAGUUGGCACUCUGGGCACUUGGACGAGACCUUGUGGUGGCUAGAGUUGUUGGGGAACGAGUUUUAUACGCGUGGGACUUGACGUCACAUGCCUUUGAUCGGGUUACUCUGCAGAACCCACCACACAGAUGUUUCACACGGUAUCGAUCUGUAGUCGUCGUGACACAGAGUGGCGAGCUGCUGCUUUGGUCUUUUGGUCACGGUCUUGCCAAUAUCGAUGUGGCCAUGCCGCAGGACGAAGGCGAAUAUCGAGGGCCCGCAAAGCCCGAACGCACUCCUAGAGAGCCUUUAUCAGCUUACGAGAUACAGAAUUCGAGAGUCAUGUUCCAUCCCAGGGACGAAGAUGUGUUCUUCAUGGCCACAUUUAACGAAAGAGCUUUCGACCCUGACAUUUUUCUCCUCCUCUGGGUGUGCGAGUUCAGGAACAAACGGUGUUGUCGAAUAUUCACCUACAGGGUUCCACCUGACAGACGCCACUGGAUAGUUUUCGGCGCUCACAGGGUUGAUGCACACGGCACAUACCAGCUACUGGAGCAGGAAAACCAUCUCGAUGGUGGUGUCCAAGUCAGCGGCGUUACGUUCAACACUAUUAGCAAAUCAUUCGGAGAUCUAAGGUUCGAAGCACCGAUGAACGCCAACCGAGACAUCUCCUUAGUCUGGAACAAUCACUUGGUACUCGGGCAGGCCAGCCCAGAGAAGUUAAGAGUGCGACCCUGCCCCCUUGUGGCAUUAGGGCGACCUCCAAAUCCUCGCGGGCGUGGAGCAGGCUCAGACAUUGUAUUCAAGAGCCAAACGCCCGAAAGGGCCCUAGAAAGUGUUAUGACGUCUGUGUCGCCGGAAUUGAUCGACAAAAACGCGCCCCGAGCUGCGAUCGAAGCAUCGGAACAGGGAAACCCGAAGUAUGAUGUUAUCCGCGCUCCUGAUGUCUCUCCUUCGACGUCGUGCAUUGGUGCCGGCAUUGGUCUGCGCUACAUGUUGUCCUUCUUUGGCGGCCACUGUAAUUGGGAAGGAUUCCACGCCAGGGACUGUCCAAGAUCGUCGGGUCUACAGCCGUCUGAUGGACACUUGUAUCCUAUUAAUUACUUCGCUCAGGACGAUUUGUCAGGUGACUGGGGCGGCCAUUCAUUGGCAAUUUUUGGUGACGACGAUUUUUUGGUUGUCGUCAACAGCAAAAAGUACUACACCGUCUUCGCUGUGGACGAAUACGGUAAGAUAGCAGGGACAAUACGAGAUGGUGUCUCGGACAACGCAGAAGGAAUGUCUCAAGAGGCUCCCCAGGUCACGGGUUCGUAA